Messenger RNA from Eurypyga helias (sunbittern), 1672 nucleotides. RefSeq names its product RAB guanine nucleotide exchange factor (GEF) 1 (gene RABGEF1). Gene Ontology annotation, cellular component: endocytic vesicle; cytosol. The coding region runs from base 1 to 1617 and encodes 538 amino acids. Gene Ontology annotation, molecular function: zinc ion binding; DNA binding; guanyl-nucleotide exchange factor activity. Gene Ontology annotation, biological process: vesicle-mediated transport. The record is from RefSeq and is a predicted model, not a curated record. The transcript is spliced from 10 exons. Lineage: Eukaryota; Metazoa; Chordata; Aves; Eurypygiformes; Eurypygidae.
AUGAACCUGAAAUCUGAACGCAGAGGAAUUCACGUGGAUCAGUCAGAGCUACUGUGCAAGAAGGGAUGCGGUUACUAUGGCAAUCCUGCUUGGCAGGGAUUUUGCUCCAAGUGCUGGAGAGAGGAAUACCAUAAGGCCAGGCAGAAACAGAUUCAAGAGGAUUGGGAGCUGGCAGAGCGGCUUCAGCGUGAGGAGGAAGAAGCAUAUGCCAGUAGCCAGAAUACCCAAGGGGCACAGUCACUGACCUUUUCAAAAUUUGAAGAAAAGAAAACCAAUGAGAAAACACGAAAGGUCACUACUGUGAAGAAGUUCUUCACUGCUUCUUCCAGAACAGGAGCUAAAAAGGUGGCUCAAGAGAGAACCGUUAAGCGAGGACAGCUUGGGCGGGAGCGCGAUGCUGAUAACGUUCUCAGGGAUUUGAAGGAGAUUUUUACUCCCUCCUGGGAACUGGCUUCCCCUGCCGAAGUGCUGGCUGGCAAGUGGAAAGAGCUCCACGAAGCCAAGGCCCCCAGCCCGUCUGUCAACAGGCAGGCUAGCAUCGAGACAGAUCGAGUAUCCAAGGAGUUCAUCGAAUUUCUCAAGACGUAUCAUAAACCUGGACAAGAUAUCUAUAAGCAAUGUAAACUCUUUUUGGACACGAUGAAUCAUAAAAGGGACUUAAGCAUUGAGGAGCAGUCCGAGUGUGCCCAGGACUUCUACCAAAACGUAGCAGAGAAGCUACAGACCCGUUGGAAAGUGCCCCCGGAAAAAGUUGAGAAAGCAAUGGAUCAGAUUGAAAAAUACAUUAUGACUCGACAGUAUAAAUACGUCUUUUGCCCUGAAACAACUGAUGAUGAGAAGAAAGACCUUGCUGUCCAGAAGAGAAUUAGGGCUUUGCACUGGGUGACUCCCCAGAUGCUGUGCGUGCCUGUCAACGAGGAAAUUCCGGAGGUCUCUGAUAUGGUUGUAAAAGCAAUUACAGAUAUUAUCGAAAUGGAUUCGAAGCGUGUCCCUCGGGAUAAAUUAGCCUGCAUCACCAAGUGCAGCAAGCAUAUAUUUAAUGCUAUUAAAAUCACAAAAAAUGAACCAGCUUCUGCUGACGACUUUCUUCCGACGCUCAUAUACAUUGUUUUGAAGGGUAACCCGCCCCGCCUGCAGUCCAACAUCCAGUAUAUAACACGCUUCUGCAAUCCAAGCAGGUUAAUGACGGGAGAAGACGGCUACUAUUUCACCAAUCUGUGCUGUGCGGUGGCCUUCAUUGAGAAACUGGACGCUCAGUCGUUAAAUCUAAGCCAAGAAGAUUUUGAUCGUUUUAUGACUGGCCAGACUUCCCCAAAGAAGCAAGAAGGUGACAGUUUUUCCCCUGACGUGUGCCUGGGUGUUAAGCAGAUGUAUAAAAACUUAGACCUCCUGUCUCAGCUGAAUGAGAGGCAGGAGAGAAUUGUCAAUGAAGCCAAGAAGCUUGAGAAAGACCUAAUAGAUUGGACUGAUGGAAUCACAAAGGAAGUCCAAGAUAUUGUUGAGAAAUACCCAUUAGAAAUAAAGCCAAAAAAUCAAGCCUUAGCAGCUAUUGACUCUGAAAAUGUGGAGAAUGACAAGCUGCCCCCGCCGCUGCAGCCUCAGGUUUACGCAGGAUAGUUGUCAGUGUUCACUCUGAGAAGCGACACUACCCUCACCCAUAUCUGCUGCUUGG